Molecule: messenger RNA, 1368 nt
Organism: Adineta ricciae
Lineage: Eukaryota; Metazoa; Rotifera; Eurotatoria; Adinetida; Adinetidae
Source: the annotation of a GenBank genome assembly
AUGAUCAUUUUGAAACAUCUUCUUCCUCGUCCAUCGAUUCGAUACCUAUUGCGUACGAAUAGUACUAAACCACAGAAGAAAUUCAAUCCAUUCAAUAUUGAAUACGAUCCAAUCAAUCGGACAGUCACUUAUCCACCCGAGUUAGUGAUUAACAAUCAAAGUUAUUCCACUGAUUCUUGGACAAAUGUCACGCCGCAUAUUCUUUCACGUAUUGGUCAGAAUUUACAUAAACAAAAGUACCAUCCACUCAGUCAUUUGAGAAAUCGACUUUGUCAGUAUUUCUAUCAACAAUACGACCCGAGAAAACUAUCCCCCAAGUUUUCGAUCAUUGACAAUCUUUCGCCAAUCGUGACCGUAGAGCAAAAUUUCGAUUCGAUCUGUAUUCCUAAAGACCAUGUCAGUCGAACGAAAUCUAUGAAUUAUUACAUCAAUGCGAAUACGCUUCUUCGAGCACACACAUCCGCGCAUCAAGUUGAUCUUAUCCGGUCAGGUUUGAAUGCGUUUUUGUGCAUUGGAGAUGUCUACCGACGAGAUAACAUUGAUCCAACGCAUUAUCCUGUCUUCCAUCAAUGUGAAGGUGUACAAUUGUUCAAUAAAGAACAAUUAUUCGUUGAUAACAAGAACGUUCGUGGUGAAACAAAAGAUCUACAGAUCUUUGCAGCAAAUGAGCACCGAGAUGCAACCAAGCAAGAAGGACAUACACUCGAAGCAGUUAAAUUAGUGGAAGCAUCGUUAAAACAAACGAUUACUGACCUAUUCAAAACUCUCUUUCCCGAUGUCUCAACGUUGAAUUCUCGAUGGGUCGAUGCCACAUUUCCUUUCACGCAUCCAUCGUGGGAAUAUGAAGUUGAAAUCGAUGGCAAAUGGUACGAACUGCUCGGCUGCGGCAUUAUGGAAAAUCGCGUCUUGGAAAAUUCCGGACUGGGAAAAGAUCAUAUCGGCUGGGCAUUUGGCCUUGGUUUAGAACGUAUCGCUAUGGUAAUGUACGGUAUUCCUGAUAUUCGUUUGUUUUGGUCGAAUGAUUCAGGUUUUCUCUCGCAAUUUGCAUUCGACGAUUCGACACGCUCAGUUCGAUACAAACCGAUUAGUAUUUAUCCUCAAUGCAUUAACGAUCUGUCAAUGUGGUUAGGCAAAGCUAAAAUCGACCCGUUAGAUUUCUACGACUUAGUUCGGUCAAUUGGCGGUGAUCUAAUCGAACAAGUAAUGUUAACCGAUGAAUUUUAUCACAAGAAGAAAGAUCGACAUUCGCAAACGUAUCGCAUUAUUUACCGUUCGCCAGAUCGCACAUUGACAAAAAAUGAAAUAAAUAUGAUACAUAAAGAUAUUGAAGAUCAUUGUAUAACUCAAUUUGGUGCCGAAAUUCGCUAG